Molecule: messenger RNA, 745 nt
Organism: Eruca vesicaria subsp. sativa (arugula)
Lineage: Eukaryota; Viridiplantae; Streptophyta; Magnoliopsida; Brassicales; Brassicaceae
Source: the annotation of a GenBank genome assembly
AAACCGUUAAAAAAAAAAGAGAUUGAAAAUGGAGUUUCAAACUAGCUUCUUUUCUGAAAACCAAAGUCAAGACUCUUCUUCAACAACAUCAUGGAGCUCUCAAGAAUCAUUCUUGUGGGAAGAUAGUUUCUUACAUCAAUCAUUUAGCCCUUCCUACUACUUUGAUGACUUCUCCACAUUUGAAUCAUCAAUCACCAAAGAAGAAGAAGAUGCCACCGUAGCGGCCAAGCAGGAGGAGGAGGAAGAGAGAUCACACAGAGGAGUGAGGAAGAGACCGUGGGGGAAAUACGCAGCAGAGAUAAGAGACUCAACGAGGAAAGGGAUAAGAGUAUGGCUCGGUACGUUCGACACUGCGGAAGAGGCGGCUCUCGCUUAUGAUCAGGCUGCUUUCGCUUUAAAAGGCGACCUUGCCGUACUCAACUUCCCCGUAGACGUUGUUAAGGAGUCUCUCUGGAACAUGGAGAAUGUGAAUUUUAACGAUGGUGAGUCUCCGGUGAUAGCUUUGAAGAGAAAACACUCCUUGCGAAACCGGCCUAGAGGAAAGAAGAAGAAGUCUUCUCCAUCUUCUUCUUCCUCCUUGUCGUCGACGUCUUCUUGUUCCUCACACUCUUCUUCAUCGUCUUCUUUGUCAUCAAGAAGUAGAAAACAGAGUGUUGUUACGAAGCAAGAAAGCAAUACAGAGGUUGUGGUUUUUGAGGAUUUGGGUGCUGACUACUUAGAAGAGCUUAUGAGAUUAUGUUCAUGA